UAAUUCAUUCAAAUCAUACUUAACUUUUUGAACCACCAUUGUGCUUGAUCGCAGGAUAUAAAAUGUCAGUUGACGGACAAUCACCACGCAGAGGCUCAAUACCAUCAGCAAAUACCCCAAUCCUUCCGCCAUUAUCAGCAUUUGCGCAAAAGCGCGCUCUCGAAGAUGAUCAUCAACCUGCAGUAUCGUCACCCCUCAAUCCAGAAUUCAAGAUUCAAAAGACUGGAGAAGAAACACCCGGUGGCAUUCGCGAACGAGCUUCGAGGGCUAAGAAAGAAUCGUUGAAGAAAAGGGAAUCGAAAGCUGGAUCACUUGCGCCAGAGGGGAGUGCAAGAGCUACACCCGAUCCAAAAUCAAGCUCUUCCAUUAGAAAGAAAGCCACAAUCAACUGCAUUACUCCUUUACGAUACAAGAUCCCUCCACCGAAACUACCGGACUUUGAAGCUCCUCGUGGACCGACUCUCCUUCCUUCCCAUACCAAGAUCGCCCCAGAUGGUACAGAGAUUCAAUUCCACGAGACUACCGACCAGUAAGUUUUUAACCCAUACUGUAUUUAAAUAUAGGCUUAUAUAUGCAGCGUAUACAACAAAAAGAACUUCCGAUAUACUCGCGGUAUAGCAGAUCCGACUUUCCCUUCCAUUCUUUACUACCGACAAACAGAAACGGAACCCUUUGGUGCUCGAUUAAGUUUCGAAGAUUCGGCUCCUCAUAUGAUGAUGGAUGAAACGGCUACACACAUUACAACCGAUAAGGGGUUCAGAAUGGCAAAGGCUAAUGUAGGCAUAAGGGAGGGUCGUUGGUAUUGGGAAUGCAAGAUUACAAGUGGUGUAUCAAAACCUAAAGCAGGAGAACCAGCUCAAGAGUCGCAUGGCCACGUUCGUAUGGGAUUCGCAAGAAGGGAGGCAGCACAAGAUGCACCAGUAGGGUUUGAUGCCUAUAGUUAUGGUAUCCGGGAUGUGGCUGGACAAAAAGUAUGGAUGUCUCGACCCAAGGACUUUUUUCCGGCAGGAGAAUCGAUACACGAAGGAGAUGUUAUUGGGCUAGAAAUUAACUUACCAUCUGAAAAGUUGCAUCGAAAAGUCGUCGAAGGAAAUUACAACCCAGCGGUUGAUCUCACCGACGAGGACGAUGGUGGAAUGGAACGAGCAGAUAUGAUACGAGAUCGAGUACCUAUCCGCUUUAAAACUCACCUCUACUUUGAACAAAUUGAAUACUCCACUUGCAAAGAACUAGAAGAGCUCAUGAACCCAUCGCCAGUUAUAUCAUCAACCGGAGGUGUCUCAUCCGCAAUUCAAGAUCCUGGUCCAACUCAUCCUGUGCCCGCUCUCCGCACUCUGCCACACUCGUCUAUCAAGGUCUACAAAAAUGGAAAGUUAAUUGGGACACCAUUUACGGACCUUUUAUCCUUCCUCCCACCCGCCUCAAAACCACAACCUCAGGUUGGUGCUAGGGAAGGUCUAGAUGAUGGCAUGCUUGGUUAUUUCCCCGCCGUAUCGGUCUUCCGCGGUGGCGCAGCAGAAGUCAACUUCGGUCCUCAGUGGUGGUAUCCCCCACCAGGUUCAAGUACAGAAGAGAGUGAUGUGGAUAUGAUAAGUGAUAAUGGCUCCUCUCUCCCCAGUAUUAGAGCAGCGAGCGAGCGAUAUGAUGAACAAAUUGUAGAGGAUAUUCUUUAUGAUAUUGUCGAUGAAGUUGAUUUCUGGAUCAGAGAUGGAGGGGAUAGUGGGAAGGGUAAAAAGAGGGAUUUACAGUUUGCUAACGGAGGGGCUGCAAACGGUGGGGGCUUGGGAGGUGGUGAAGCUGGUGGGGAGAUCAAGGAGUUGGUGCAGGAUGAUGAGUAAGGCGAUGGCGUUUUUCGUGGGCGGCGGGCAAUUGGAGGUAUGUGUGGAAGUGGAAUAGAGAAUAAUUUAUGGGUAUGGAUACGGAUAUGAAAACUGGCACGGGUAUGGCUGUGGACAUUCAUGGCGUUUUUUUGGUGCUAUGUAUUGGAAUGGCAAUAUUUAUGGGAUAUAUAUCCUUAAACCAUGGUUGCUGUGUGUAUAAGAUCGAGCUGAAGUGUAUUCAGGGAGUGGAAUAUGUAAUAUGAAAGAUAAUACUAAGAUCUUACAAUACCAGUUGCCAAAGAAGUAGAGUAAUCAAAC
Sclerotinia trifoliorum is the source of this 2138-nucleotide messenger RNA. NCBI's taxonomy places the organism in Eukaryota, Fungi, Ascomycota, Leotiomycetes, Helotiales, Sclerotiniaceae. The record is from the annotation of a GenBank genome assembly.